Asterias rubens (European starfish) is the source of this 921-nucleotide messenger RNA. Its product is annotated as probable E3 ubiquitin protein ligase DRIPH. The transcript has 8 exons. Lineage: Eukaryota; Metazoa; Echinodermata; Asteroidea; Forcipulatida; Asteriidae. The record is from RefSeq and is a predicted model, not a curated record. Gene Ontology annotation, biological process: regulation of transcription by RNA polymerase II. The coding region runs from base 130 to 921 and encodes 263 amino acids. Gene Ontology annotation, cellular component: PRC1 complex.
CACACACGGGGGAGCGUGCUAAGCUCUAGAGGGCGCCAGAUCAAUAACGUGGUUGGUGCACCAAGUUUUGUUUGCCCGGCGGAUUUUGAUGAGAGACACGAAAGAAGCGGUUUGGCUUGUUUGUCAAGAAUGUCUAGGAGUAGGAAUUCGGGAUCAACAACAGCGUCAUGGGGAUACAAGGCACUACGAGGAAGACCCAAACCACUUGUCGUCAGAUUAACUGAAAUCAACCAGUACAUUACAUGCCAUUUAUGCAGCGGGUAUUAUGUAGAUGCAACAACUAUCAUUGAGUGCCUUCAUACAUUUUGUAAAAGCUGUCUCAUUCAGUAUCUCCAUACCAGUAAGAAAUGUCCGACCUGUGAUGUCCUCAUUCACGAAACCAACCCGUUCAGCUGUAUCAGGCUGGAUCGGACAAAACAAGAUGUCCUCAACAAACUCCUACCAUACGUGUCAUCAGAUGAGCAUGAAAACAAGAUAUUAUUCUACAAGCAGAGAGGCAUACAGUUUCCCGAGCAAGUUGAAACACAAUCACGUAGUGCUUCACCGAUCGAUCCGACAUUACCAGUUCAGUCGACCUUACCAAUUCAGCCAACAUUACCGAUCCAGCCAACAUCACCGAUCCAGCAAACAUUAUCGAUCCAGCAAACAUUAUCCAUUCAGGCUAAAUUACCAAUUAAGCCAUCAUUACCGAUCCAGCUACCAACCCCUCCACCAACACCUCCCCCUCUUCUGCCUCCUCCACACGCCCUACCCCAACUGCCUCCUCAAAAACCAUUGGCACAGACCCAAGAAGCAGCCACGACCACAGGAGUAAUCCACCAUCUCACAGACAAUUACAUCUCACUACUAUUAGAGUUUAUUGGGGCAAGUCACAGUUAUAAGAAAAGUGGGAAAGUGUCCAAUGGCUUUAACAUCUGUUGA